AUGACACAUUAUGGGCAAUGUGUCGACACUACAUACCCCUUACCUGAUUUUGGAACACAAAGUCCACUUAAGACCACUAAGAUUUUACAACCAACUCUACUAAACAUGGAAUCCUGGCUGGUGGAUGUGAAACGCGUGAGGAUCCCAAGACCAAAAUUUGGAAGCGGCAACCGAUGCUACCCUGCUGAACCCCCAAAAGACUAUCUUUACGACGAAAGACCUGAAGAACUCAAAUUUAAGACAAACAUGGUUAAGGUCACCGAAGACCUCAGAAGGGCCUUUCAAGAAAAGCUGUGACAGACAUAACCUUACUCUUUAAUUUUACUCUAUUUAACUAUAUGUGUUUUACGAUGGUGGGUUUUUAAU
Brassicogethes aeneus is the source of this 366-nucleotide messenger RNA. The record is from the annotation of a GenBank genome assembly. Lineage: Eukaryota; Metazoa; Arthropoda; Insecta; Coleoptera; Nitidulidae.